AUGUCCGACUUCUCGCUCUUCAGCCUUUUCACGGCCGGCCUGGCCUGCAUGGUGCCAUUCGCCGCUGCAUACACCCAGCCAGUGGGCGCCGAGCCCAAGGGUAACCCCAUCUCUCAGCCUGGCCUGAACUCUCUCGUGCCAGCUGGCGAGGGCUUCACCAUCACCUGGAAGCCCACGACUGAGGGCCCCGUCACCCUUAUUCUUCUCAAGGGACCUGCCACCAACUUGAAGUUGGAGAGCGUCAUCGUUGAGGGCACCGAGAACGACGGCAGCUACACCUGGACUCCAUCCACCAGCCUCGAGCCCACCGCUGACGCCACCGGAUACGGCAUCCAGCUCAUCGUCGACUCCGGCGCCGAGAAGGGACAGUACCAGUACACUACCCAGUUCGGCAUUUCCAACCCCGAGUACAAGGAGUCCUCUUCGUCUUCGUCUUCGUCCUCGUCCGCCGCACCUUCCAGCUCUGCCGCAUCUGCUCCUUCUUACGGUCACAGCUCCGCCGCAUCUGCUCCCUCGUACGGCCACGCUUCUUCCACCUCCGAGGCCCUCAAGACUGCCACCGCAUCCGGCGAGCCAUCUUUCUACACCGCUCCUUCCGUCAUGUACCCAACUGCUUCUGCCAACCAAACCGUCAUGCCAACUGGUGGACAUGCCAAGCCCACCGGCUGGACCACCAAGAACUCCACCGUCGUCGCACCCACUGGCUACCUCCCAUCCACCACCCUCAAGACCACCGGUGGUGCUUCUGCCUCUGCUCCUACCGAGUCCGUACCAGUCUCCACUGGUGCUGCCUCUACCAUGACCACCAGCUUCUUCGGCCUCGCCCUUGCUGCUGGUGUCGCUGUCCUCGCCUACUAG
Ramularia collo-cygni is the source of this 858-nucleotide messenger RNA. RefSeq lists its product as uncharacterized. Bases 1 to 858 code for a protein of 285 amino acids. The transcript has 2 exons. The record is from RefSeq and is a predicted model, not a curated record. Lineage: Eukaryota; Fungi; Ascomycota; Dothideomycetes; Mycosphaerellales; Mycosphaerellaceae.